Messenger RNA from Physcomitrium patens, 6146 nucleotides. NCBI's taxonomy places the organism in Eukaryota, Viridiplantae, Streptophyta, Bryopsida, Funariales, Funariaceae. The record is from RefSeq and is a predicted model, not a curated record.
UUCAGUAGUUAGUGACAGUGGAAUGAAGCAACUUGGUUUUUCUCUUCUAUGGUCUUGCCAAUCGUUUCCGUCGCGAGAUUGAGCGUACCAGGUCAAGUUGUGUUAUUGGUGAGCUCAAUGUGCUUGUGAUUGGUCAAUUUCCAUAUAUAAGUGAAGCGCCAUUUUCAAGGAGACAAGGAGCUCUAUUCUAGGCAUUCACCAGUCCUCGGCUCCAGGGGCACUCGGGAGAUGAGGACGAUCAGCCGUGAAACAGAUACCUAUAUUUUAAGAAUGUUUAUUCUUGUGUGCCAUGUGUUUGUUAUUGAAGAAUAAUCUUCGGUGACGGUGUUGCCCGGAUGGAACCAUGAAUUAUUAAGGUAGAGAGACAAGAAUGUUUCCACCUCUGAUUUUCCUGCCAUGAUAAAUUAGGCGGCCUGGUUCGUUGCAUCCUUUGUACACAAGCUGUCCGUGUGGGAAUGCCUUUUAUCCACCCUGUAGGUUAUCCCAAGCACCAGUAGCUCCAAGCUCGCAUUGUGUAGGUUGCAGCGCUGGAUUGGUUGACGCUUUCGCAUGUAAAUUGCUUUUCAAAGGGAGCAGCGUUCCUAUUGAAGGGAGAGUGAAAAUUGAGCAAGAUGUCGCUGAAAGAACUGAAAUCGCCAUGGCAAACAUUGGGGCCGCCACCACAACAAUUGUCGCGAAUGCAAAUGGUCGAGCGCAAGCUCUUGGCUAAAUUCAGGGACGAAGGGGCGAUUCAGGCUAGAACACACAAGGAGUGGAAAGCCAACAUGUACAAGUAUGGAAUUGUUGACAGAGCACAGCUGCGGGAUGAAGUUUUUGAGCUUUUCCACAAGCAACUGGAAUUCUCUCUAAGAGAGGAGGGACUUGCCAAAGCUACCCAUGAAGCCCACCUGAAAGCAUGGCAUACUCUACUCAAUGCAGAGCAAGUUGUGGACAUCUCAGGCAUCCAACACAGCUUGACAAGGAAAAUGAACAAUGCCUACAUUGAGGAUAAGCAGACACAAGUAGCAUUGGCAGAGUUUGAGGCCAAGCAUGGCCUGGCCUUACAACCAAGUGAGGGAGCCUUGGCUGAGCAAGAGGAGACAUGGGAGUCUGGUUUUGUGAUGCUUGGCUCAGACACUCAUCCUCCUCCUCUUCCACCACCACCACCACUUCCUGCUGUUGAUCACAUUGCCUUGAGACAAGAAUCAAAAAGGUACUUAAAUGGUGUGAAAGCUCGUUUGAAGAAGGAAGCUGAAACAAAGUUUCAAGAAAUUCAAGAAAGAAGAGCAAUUUUUGAAAUUGGUGAAAAAGCAGGAGACUACAAAGUGAACAUUGGGAUCUUUGUUCCUAGAACAGAAUGGAAAGAAUGGAGUUUAUUGUAUGUUAUGGAUGCUUUACCAAUAUUGCCUCCGCCACAUUGUAUCAAUUGUGCUAAUGCAAAUGAUAUAAUGUAUGCAAAGAUGGCAGCAGAUCAAUAUUGGAGGGAAGUAGAAGAUUGGGCAAGUCCCAUAACAUUUGGUCCCAUUGGGAGGAAUUCAUUCUUAGGAGCACAUCUUCACAAAAUUCAUUUGCAUUCGAAGGAUUUCAAAGACCAUCACUUUGUUAGUUUGAUAAGAUUUAGUCUCAUGUUGGCUAUUGUUGGGGCUCCAUACUCAGGAAAGACCAUCCUAUGCAAGCAGUUGGAAGAAAACUUUGGAUUAGUGCAUAUACAUGCCAAUCUUGUGAUUCAUUUUGCAAUUGAAUAUGCUAUUUCUGAGGAUAGAAAUCUUCGAGUGAGUUCUCCAACAACACCUUCUUCACAAACAUCUACAAAUGAUUCUUGUACAUGCGUCGAGGCUGUAAGGGAUUUGCCUUUGAUUGACGACUCACCACCAAUACCAAUUCCAUCACCCACACCAAUUUCUAAUGCUAACCCAUAUCACAAUUAUUCAUGGAAAGGACAACUUGGAAUGCGUGCCAAAUAUGCUCUUGAUAAUAAUCUACCUAUUCCUGAUGAAGUUAUUGCUCAUUUAAUGAUAUUGGUUGUCAGUGAUUUAAAAGGAUAUGAGCAACAAGUUGAAAAUUUUGAAGCAUCUAACAAACUUGGCUUUUCUAAAAAUACUUUGAGAAAGGCCAGGCAUUCAAUUAAGAAACCCAUGAAGGAAACCAUGCUGCCCGGGUUUUGCUUUGAUGGAUUUCCAGCCACACCCGGGCAGGCAGCUGAAUUUGAAAAACUUCUCACUGGGCAGGAUUACAUGUUUUGGAAGCAAGUUGAAGCUGAAGCUUCAAAAAUUGCUCCACCUCCUCAAAAUGUUUUCCCACAUAGAGCUAUUUCUGGGUUGGAUGGGAUUUUUGUUCUGGAGAGUGUUGGACUUGAAGAUGCUCUUGAUCGAGCAGUUGGAAAAAUUUAUGAUCCUCUCACAGGAGAUGAUUAUCAUUUGGAAUUAAAUCCCCCUCCAUUUGAAACUAAUAUAGGCCUUGCGUUAAGAGUGAAAUCACUAAACCAAAAUCACAAAGACUUAGAUGAUAGAAUGAGAUUGGCUAGCAAAGAAUGGGAUGACAUGCUCAAUUAUUUACAUCAAUGUCAAAACACAUUUUAUAUUUUGAAUACCAAAGUAAAUAUAUGUCCUCGGCAUCCGGCAAUACAAGGUGCCCAUUGUCUUGUAGACAUAGAAGAAGCAACAAAUAUAGCCACUCUAAUUUUGGAUGCUCAUUUAAAAUUUGAAGAUGUGGUGAUUCUUACCACUACAAUCACUAAAGCGGAACAACUUGCACAAAUAGAGGUUAAAAAGGUUCAAAAGGCAAUAGUUGAAGCACAAGAAGUUGCAAAGCAAUAUUUUAAUGCUAUGGUAACAGAUAUUGAGGCACAAAAACAACUAGAUAAACUAUUAAACACCAUCCCCAUUGCAAAAGAGUACUUGAAAAAAACCUCAAAUGAAAUGAUAGCUCCACUCUUUCAUGAAGUGCAAUUACAAAUUGAACAAAUUCACGCCAUUGUUACAAAAGUUGAAGAUGUUUUGGAGAAAGCUCAAGAGGCUUUUCACAUAGCCAAAGACAAGGCAAAGAAAACGGAUAUUGCAAUUCAUCAUAGAAAAAGAGUUAGGGACAUGAUGGAUCAAGCUAAAAAAUCAAUGCAAGCUAUAAAUGAAGCAAAUAUAAGUGCAAAAAAAGCAUUAGAAUUAGCUCAUACAUUAUUGAAAUCAACACCGACUUUAGAUGAAUUAAAAAAAGAAGAAAAACAAAUUCAGCCAAUACCACCUCCACUGCUGUUUGAGCCAUUGAUGGAACUAGUUAAUUCAGAAAAUGAUAUCUUUGUAAAAGAUGAGGAUUGGCGCAUUGAAUUUGAUGAAAAGAAACAUAAAAUAUCGAAACCGUUAUUUAGAGUAUGGAGUGAUAUUGAAGAUAGUUAUUUUGAUGCCUUGCCACGGGCAUAUCUUCAAAUUCGGCAUAUCCGUGCUACACAAUAUAGUGCAAUGAUGAAGUUAAAAGCUGAGUUCCUUGAACUGUUGAAGCGUAAAAAUCAAUGUCAGGAGAUCUUCAAUAAAUAUCAAACCAAAUACAACCUCCAAGACUUUGCAUUCUUCAAAAACAAAGCCAACCAAGUGCCAUUGCAAAAUCAAGCAGCAAGUGUGGCGGAGGAACUGAGGACCCACUGCAUGCAACGCAACCAGGAAGUGAAGGCACAUCUAGAUCGAUCUCUGAGCGAGUUCAAAGCGUCAUGGAGAUCCGCGAUGGCCAACUGCUUCCUGCAAUUCGUUCAAGCCGAGCUGGAUCGGCACAUUGGAUCCUGCAGCCUGGUGCAUGAGUACCUCACAAAGGCGGAGCACGAGGAGGAGGAGGGUCCGAAGCCUGCAUUCGCACUGCAGUUCCUGUGCAGCUUGGCAAGCAUCAUGGAGCCACCGCUGGUUUCAUUUCCGAUUCCGUUUUGGAUGACCACCCUGGAACACCCCUACCCAGAGCUUUACAAGGGGUUGUGCCAAGCGUUCCUUGUGGCGAACCGCAUGCUGGACGCAAUAGUUGGACGAGAAUCCCUCGGGCCGUCUAUCAUCGGCGCUUCAUCGCCGCCUGUUCCCAGAGCGUCGCAGAAACGGCCAUCGUUCCGAAAUCCCACCAAAGGAUCUGCCAAGGGGUCCGUCAAAGGAUCUACCAAAAGCUCCACCAAAGGCUCCGUCAAGGGCUCCUCUCGGGGCUCCGCCAAGGAUACUGCGAAAAACUCAACCUCGGGAGAAUCUGUGCCGAGGAUAGUAGACACACCUGCCGACGACCUUGGAUUUGCCACUCCUGCAGUUUCCAUGCUGUGGCCGAUAGCGAGGAUGGAAGUGCCCAUGGAGCCUGGAGUGGAUCCCGCUAUUGCUCGCGACCACCAGAUCCUGUAUUAUCGUCUCGAACUCAUUGCUAGAAAUUGCUGCAUUUACUUCGAAGAGGUGUACCCGAUGCUAGCCACCACAUACGAACACCUGGCUGCUUCGAUAGUCGAAGUCAGCAAUAGAGAGUCAAAAGUGAUGGAAGACAGUAUUGUUUACAUUAAGGACUCAGCAAUCGAGAGGAUUCCUCUGUGGUUCCAAUGCUUCUUUGCUGAGGAUAGUUUUAUUAUCGCAGUGCCCACACUCGUCAAGGAACCUGGACCACUAAAGCCGAUAACCAUGGUUCAAUGGCAUGUCAGGCUGCUUUUGGCAUUGGGCAAAAAAUUUAAACCUGCGAAGUCCUACGUGGCGCUGGACGAUGCGAAGAUGUGGGUGAUGGAGAUCAUCGAAGAGAUUCACGAGAUUUUCAAGGAAGACCCCGCACAGGGGCAACAGCCUCGCCUUCCUUGCAACCAGAAUACUCCUUUUGGUCCAUUCCAGCGCUGGGUUGAGAAGCUGGAAGAGGUUGUAGAGUCAACGAUGGAGGACGUAGACCCGCCAGAACAGAACUUCAAGCUCGUCAUCGAUUGGAGAUUAUUCCUUGUGGCGUUAGCUGACGCACAUUUCGAUUACUUCCUAUCCAAAUCCUCUAUCGACGACAUUGUGCAAGCUCGCACUGAUUUCUUCGUGGUCGUGGCGACUAAGAGUUUGACCGAUCCUACGAAUGAGUUCUUCACUUUGGAAGACUUCCUGGCGACUUGGAUGUGGUUCGAUCCCGAUGUGGACGACGAAGAAGAAGCAACGGUGGGCAGUAGCGGAAAACCCAUGUUUGUAGAAAGUAAAGAAAGAAAAGAAGCUCCACUCAAACCGUCACCAUCGGUGGCGUCACCACUAGUGGAGUCAGAAUGGGAUUUCGCAGCAGAGAUGAAGAAGUUUAUUUAUGGACUUCUCAACAAAGGAAAAGUUGGCAUCCCAUGGCAUAGCCUGCUGCUAUGCUGCUGUCGUGAUCUAGACAAGGAGUUGAGUAUCAGGAAGGCUUUUAACGUUCUUGGCGCACCAAUGGGCCCAAUGAAUGUAACGUUGUCGGCGGAGGAGAUGUUGUGCUUGUGCUUUCCGAACGGCGUUCAAGGAGCAGAGGAGUCUGCUGUAAAGCCUUGGGACAUUUCUUCCUUGAAGAUGAUGUUGAAACAAGUGGACAUGGAGAGCAUAUCUGUGCCUAGGAGCCCCGGUGAUUCAUACGGAAGCGAAUCAUAUCUGGAUGACUUCUCAAGGAAACCGUGUGAGCAGCGGACAGGAAUGGAAUGUGUGGAACCCCAAAAGCCGCCUAUUCUAUUAUUCUGUGAAAUCGAAGAUGUCAUGGCUGAAUUUCUCAACCAGGUUGCUGCACCCUCACCGAGCUGCACUCCACUGAGUUGCAUAUCGUCUGAGGCCAACCACACCAUCGAAGUCUUUGUGGAUGCGUUAGCGGAGGAACAAGUUGAACCACUGAUGUGGUUCACAAUUGAUGACGUGCUGCAAAAAGAUGCGACGGCAAAGCUCCGAGUAGCUUUGUUCAAAAUUUAUGGCCGUUCGUGUGCAUAUCCAGUUCCAUUGAACGUAGGAGUAAAGCCACCACCACCAGUAAGAGCAUCACAUAAAAAGUAAUUAUUGUAAGACUGGCACCAUCAUGAUGGAAGUGCAACUCCCCAAAACUUGUACAAGUAUAUUGGUCGAGAAAAGUCAAGUACUGCAUUUUUGAUUUCAGCAUUCACUUUGCUGUCUGUUUUUCCUGGCCCCAUGUAAUAUUAACUUCAACAAACUCAUCGUGUUGCAAGUUGCAGCACAGUAGUUGUUGAUUUGAGGAAA